This is a messenger RNA of Salvelinus fontinalis (brook trout), 6272 nucleotides long. Its product is annotated as CUGBP Elav-like family member 1. The record is from RefSeq and is a predicted model, not a curated record. The transcript is spliced from 15 exons. Lineage: Eukaryota; Metazoa; Chordata; Actinopteri; Salmoniformes; Salmonidae. Gene Ontology annotation, biological process: regulation of alternative mRNA splicing, via spliceosome; mRNA splice site recognition. Gene Ontology annotation, cellular component: cytoplasm; ribonucleoprotein complex; nucleus. Gene Ontology annotation, molecular function: mRNA 3'-UTR binding. Bases 478 to 2118 code for a protein of 546 amino acids.
UUGCGAAAUAAAUAGUCUGGCUGGCCUUUUUCACAAUUUCUAAAUGUUGAAUCGAGACGAUAUCUGUUGAACAUUACCAAUUUUUACAACCCUUGCAUCAAUCAAUAGAAUAGUUAGCUAGUAACGUUCGUAAACUAACUGAGGUUUGAGGUCAGUCUACUUCUCUCGAACGUCUGUUCUCAGGCCACAUACGAGUGAGUUGCAACAGUGGCAGUUCAAAAACAGCGGUUGAGGCUUGUUCUUCAAGGGCAACUAUUUAAGUUGCCAGUAUACAGUAAUUAUUGUUAGAUACCACGACAAACCAAACCAGAAAUUAUUCUGACUGGUGUCUUCAUAAAAGUGUGACUUCGAUGGAUCUCUCAGCAGUGCACCGGCAAGUCACACGCCUACAGUUCGCUGUAUCCAUAUACAAUGAUAAAGGGGGAAGAACCAUUACCUACUUGACAAGCAAACCCAGGUGAUUGUGAAAGGCACUGGAUGGAUAGCAUCGACGCUGAAGUCUUGUACCUGUCCACGGAGCAGCAUGGGCAGCCACAAUGUGAGCUUCCCCACACUGCCCUGGAGGUACCCACCAUGGGAGGGGCAAAGAAGAUGAAUGGGACCCUGGACCACCCGGACCAGCCCAACAUCGAUGCUAUCAAGAUGUUUGUUGGCCAGAUCCCACGGUCCUGGGCAGAGGAACAGCUGCGGGAGCUUUUUGAGCCUUACGGCGCCGUCUACGAAAUCAAUGUGUUGCGUGACAGGAGUCAAAACCCCCCACAGAGCAAAGGUUGUUGUUUCAUAACAUAUUACGCUCGCAAAUCAGCGUUGGAAGCACAAAAUGCCCUUCACAACAUGAAAAUUCUCCCUGGGAUGCAUCACCCCAUUCAGAUGAAGCCAGCUGACAGUGAGAAGAAUAAUGCGGUGGAAGACAGGAAGUUGUUCAUAGGGAUGAUAUCGAAAAAGUGUAAUGAGAAUGACAUCAGACUUAUGUUCUCGCCGUACGGACAGAUCGAGGAAUGUAGAAUACUACGUGGGCCGGAUGGACUGAGCCGUGGUUGUGCGUUUAUCACUUUUACAGCAAGACAGAUGGCACAGUCAACAAUCAAAUCCAUGCACCAAUCACAAACUAUGGAGGGCUGUUCGUCUCCCAUCGUAGUGAAGUUCGCCGACACGCAGAAGGACAAGGAGCAGAAGCGCAUCGCCCAGCAGCUUCAGCAGCAGAUGCAGCAGCUCAACGCUGCCUCAAUGUGGGGGAAUCUGACCGGGCUCAACUCUCUGGGUCCACAGUAUCUGGCACUUUAUUUACAGCUCCUCCAGCAGUCUGCCACCUCUGGGAAUACCCUCAACAACCUUCACCCCAUGUCUGGUAUGUCAGGGCUGAAUGCCAUGCAGAACUUGGCUGCUCUGGCAGCGGCGGCCAGCGCCACACAGGCCACGCAAACGGGCAGCAGCGCUCUCACCACCUCUAGCAGUCCCCUCAGCGUGCUCACCAGCUCAGGUACGGGUACUGGACAGCAGGCACACUCAUCAUGGGACACCUACAAGGCAGGAUCGUCACCCACCUCCUGUAACAACAACUCAGUGAACCCCAUGGCCUCUUUAGGGGCGCUGCAGUCGUUGGCCGCAGGGGCUGGAGCCGGCCUCAACAUGGGCUCACUUGCAGAGCUCCUGUGUCUAGGAAUGGCAGCCCUGAACGGUGGUCUAGGCAGCGGGGGCAUGUCGAACGGAACUGUUAGCACCAUGGAAGCCCUUACCCAGGCCUACUCCGGGAUCCAGCAGUACGCUGCUGCUGCCCUCCCCAGCCUCUACAACCAGAGCCUGCUCUCCCAACAGAGUGUCAGUGCUGCAGGGAGCCAGAAGGAAGGCCCUGAGGGAGCCAACUUGUUCAUCUACCACCUCCCCCAGGAGUUUGGAGACCAGGACCUGCUCCAGAUGUUCAUGCCCUUUGGCAACGUUAUUUCCGCUAAGGUUUUCAUUGACAAGCAGACCAACCUCAGCAAGUGUUUUGGCUUUGUGAGUUACGACAAUCCAGUCUCAUCUCAGGCCGCCAUUCAGUCGAUGAACGGUUUCCAAAUUGGUAUGAAGCGACUAAAGGUGCAGCUGAAGCGAUCCAAAAAUGACAGCAAGCCAUACUGAGUGAUUUAUCUCUCAAUUGGACUUGGCUAGGAAAUGUUUUUUUCUGGUAAGUGGAGUGCGUGAAAUAAGAAACUAAAACCCUGCCGCAGACCCCUACCCUCUCCUCAUUCUUUCCUCUCCCUUUACGCAUGACAAGAUGACCACUUUGCUGGGGUCACUCCUUUUUAUUCUCUGUAUUAACAAACGCAAGCAGAAAACCCCCAAAAAACAUGCAAAAUGAUAAGUAUAUUUUGCUCAACUGAAACUGGAUACUUACAUUCUGUUUUGGUUUUGAAGUAGUUUGUUUUUAAACAUAAUUGUAUUUUUUAAGUUAAGGUGGUCAUUCGUUUGCUGUUAAGUCAUAAUGAUGUUGCACAAUGACAGCCAGUUGCCAAAAUAUCCCCUUAAUUUUUUACUCCUGCUCCCACCACCACCUAAUCCUGCCCCGUGCCCCCUGACCCCACUUCAAAUGAAUCCCAUCAUAACCAAACCAUCCCCGUGGUUGCAUUCGUAAACUGAUACAGUACAUUAGGACACUGAGUGUCAUACGGAGCCUUCCAGAAAACUGCCCUUUUGAAAUGAGGAUGGACAGACCAUACACCGGAUAAUGGCAAGAAAACAAUAGCUGUUUGCCAAAUGAAAUGAUCAAUUAUCUACAUGUCCGCAAGAUCUGACUUCACUCCAGCAGACGAGACCUUUUCUUUUUUCUUUUGUAUAAGUUGCCUGAAGUCUAUUUUGUGAUGCUGUACCAGGAAUACAAUGCAUACAGUAGGCUUUUACUUAUUAUUUAUAUUUUUGUUUGUUUGUUUAUUUAUUCAACAACCAACAAGAAGCUUGAAUUUCUUUCCUCAACAUUUGUAUUUUGGCGAAAAAAUAUACUUUUUUACAACUCUGAAUUAAUUGAUUUGUAAGACGUCAGCAGUAUUGUCUUGGAUGGUUUUGUGAGAUAUUUAACUUGGCAACCUCUUGAUUUGUCUCAAGACAAUGUCACAACGCCACACCCUUGCUUCAGGCAUGUAGUGUCGUUUAUCUGAAAUACUUCACCCUUUUUUUCAAUUGGAUAUGCGAGAAUAUGGGGUCCUGCAUCAUUGAACAGAUAUUGUGCUGAAUGUAUGUGAAGGGAGGUAUAAUUGGGUCCUACUUUACGGUUUAAUGAACACAGCCACUAUGGUGUCAUCUGGCUUAAGUAAUUUUAUUCCCCACCUGUCAGAUGUGUACAUUUGGCCUUCUGUCUAAUGCUGCCCUUCACAGGACUUUUAAGCGGGAAUAACUUAGUCUCUAUUCUGCCAUGAUCUUUAACUUCAAACGAGCAUUCCGCCCCAUUUUAGAAUAUUCACAUUCAAUCUCUUUCCUUUCUGUUUUUAGCUGUCAGUUCAAGUAGAUCAUCAGUCCUACUUCUAACACUAAAUGGAAUACCACUUGGCAUUUUAGGCUUGCAGCAAUAGUGAGUGUUCUGGAAAAGAUGUUCAAAAAAGUGCAACAUCGGGCCCUUUCGAAGUGAACAUUUUGUCAGAUUCAUCCUAAAUUAUCCAAUCGUCUCGACUGAUGCGAAAAUAAUGCUCUAAGUAGAUAUUAUAAUAUAUUUUAUUGUUAUUUAUCCUCUGUGUUAACCCAAAUGUUUUGUAAUUAUUCGUCAUCCGCAGUUUAAGUAGUCUGCUCUACCUCUGAGCUGGUUAGAUGAGACUACUCACUCAAAAUACUGGCUUCCCUGCAGAUUUUUAUUCCAGUGUUGUGUAUUUAUUAUUGACUAAAAACGCUAGCGUUUCAUGAUUGGCCACGUUAAAUACAUGUUUAUCACUACAACAAACACAGUAAUCCGUUUCUUAGACUUCCAUUAACUUAUGAAGUGUUUUUAUGGAAAUGAAAAUAAACAAUUGUCCAGAUGUAUAUUGCAAAACUAUUAUGCCUUUUCUAUUUUUAUAGGGGUUUUAUACUUCUCCGGAGUGUCGGAAACUAUUUAUUGCCUACAUUAUUUCUCUGAAUUUAAAUGAUCAUUUUCAAGAAUCUUCAACAGUAUUUUGUAGAAUCCUAAUGUGACGUUGGUUACUACAUUUAAAUAUGUGAGGGUUAAACUACUGACCUGUGUUGCCCUAUUCAAGUGUUUCUUAAUGUGCAACAGGUGGCAAUUUUGUAAAGAACUGUCAAUGAGUAGGAUUUGCCAGUGCUGCUAAAUAUUUUGAAACAGUAGUCUCCUUACAUUUUAAGAAUAGAUGUGUGCCUAUUUAACUAUUAUUUCCAUGUGUAUAACAAUACCAACUGAGAAAAUAGGCGUAAGCAGGGUUAAGUCGAGGGUAUUUGCUGCCAUUAAAAUAAGUCCAAAGACUGAAUCUCAACUGAUGGGUGCACAGAGUUGUUCAUAGUUGUUGUAUAUGAACUAUCACUGUAAACUUUGCUGUACAUCUCAUACAUUUGUUUUGUAUGAAAGGCAUAAUUUUGAGUAAGCGUACAGAAGACGAAUCUUAAGAAUAGCAGCAGAUUAUGGUCGAGAGAACAUGAGAAGAUGCCAAACACUCACAGAAAGCUGUUUUGUUCACAAAGUGAAACAGACUAAUGUAGUCUUAACGUUUUAUAGCUUAAACUUUUUUACUAAUUUGUUAUAUCUAAUGUCUGAAGUUUGUUUGCGCUGUCUUUACUUACCCUUUCUGUAUUGUAUUGACAAACUGCCUCUUAUUUAAAAAGAAGUUACCUCCUUGCCACAUACUGUACUUCACUGUUUUGCUGUGGAUGUAAGUUAGCUGCAUUGCAUAUGAUGGAAUUAUGAACAGAUAAAGCACAAAACCAAAAGAGAAAUGUCAGUUGAGAUUAGGUGACAAUCAGCUCUCAUAGAUCAUUCUAUCAAAGCACACUUCAUCUACUAUUGCUGGCUCAUAACCCAGGUGACUCAUUACAAGCAAUGAAUAUCAAAAAAUUGCAAUUUUUACAAUCAGUAAGGAAAUUAUAAUGGCACAUUGGGACAGAUGGCAUUAAACCCCUUGGGAGAAUUAUUUUCUGAAAUUGGAAUACUACUGAUAAUUUAUUUAUUUUCCUUUUUAUUUUUGACUAAUAUAUUAAAAAUCCUCAAACGUAAUAUUAAGUCACAAAUGUUGACUGUACAGUAGUAGGCAGUCAGUGUGGUGCUCUCGGUGUUGUGUCCUGUAAGUUCUCACCUCAAUUCUCUGUUCGCAUGUUGCUUGUGUGCCCCCUCCGUCCUCUCACCCUUUCACCUCUUCUGUCUCACAUUAAAUGUUCUGUGUUUAGAUUGUGUAUCUGGUAGUGACCCCCUUCCCCAUGCAAAGAUAAUCAUUCAUGAUUUUCUUUUUUCUUCCCUCUCCUUUUUCCGUUGUUGCUUUAACCUAGGUUUGUCUCCCUGUUUUGUUUUAUUCUAGAUAUCUUCGUGCCCGUUUGUUCAUCGUUUGCCUAGCAUGUUGAUGUGACGUCAAAAGUUCAUCGUCCAGUUCGUUGUCCUCUGCACUUCUCUGAAGUGGGGGGGGUUCCUGUGUUUCUCUCUUGUCUUUUGUGCUGCCAGUAGGGUGCGCUAGAAAGACUGCCAAGAAAAUCUAUGUAUAAAGCUACAUGAGUAUUGUUACAAGCAAAAAAGAUAAUCUAUUUUUCUAGAAUUUACUGACAUAACCACUCGAUUUUUCCAAAUCUGUUUAAUUUUGUUUUGUUUAAUUUUACCUUGAUAGUUAACGCAUUUCUUUUUUCCAUUACGUUUUGAGCGGUCUUCCUAGCGCCCCCAACCUUUGUUUUUGUUUUUUGUCUGAAAACAACCAAUCAAUUUAUAGAAACGACUUCUGUGUUUGGGUGUUUCUUCUCUUGUAAGUUAUAGACUUUUUUUAGGAUGUCUUUUGUCACAUUUUGCUGAACUGGGGAUGACUUUGUAAUUUUGUGCUAGGCUAGUUGGCAUGAUGGUAAUUUUUGGGGAGUUUCUUUUGAGUGACAACGAUAUACACUUGAAUCACCGUUUUUGUCUUUCAGUGUGUGAAGUCAUCACAGGCACAUACUGUUUUAAUUUCCUUUUGUGUGGAAAUCAUCCUUAGUCUGAAUAAUAAAAUAUGCAGAAUUUCUUUUCUUUUCACAGUUAAAUAUAUAUUUAGCAUGCACGUUUUUUGUAACUGCACUGAAAUCCUCAGCAAAAUGUGAUUGAGUUUUGUUUAUAGAAUAAUCAAAUUAUGAAUAAACUAGUGCCAAACGAU